This is a messenger RNA of Motacilla alba alba, 3603 nucleotides long. It is a transcript of the gene MTCL3, whose product is annotated as SOGA family member 3. Bases 740 to 3349 code for a protein of 869 amino acids. The record is from RefSeq and is a predicted model, not a curated record. Gene Ontology annotation, biological process: regulation of autophagy. Lineage: Eukaryota; Metazoa; Chordata; Aves; Passeriformes; Motacillidae. The transcript has 8 exons.
UAAAUUGUCAAGUGAGCAUCCUUCAGAGAAUGCCACCUAACAUUUUGUUCUGGGUCAUGGUGUAUUCCUUGCUUCCUCUGUUUUGAAAAUCUGCUGGAGUGAUUACGUCUGAGUCCUAUAUAACCUAUUGAUAUGCAUAACUGGUAACAAACAUGAGUCGGUCUCAAGUCCUGACAGCACCUCUGGAUAAAAAACUGGGGCAAAUGUGUGUUUAGAAGCUGACUGCAAAACCCCUUUCCUUUAUGACCCUCGAUUCCCGAGUCACCUUGCCCCGGAAGAGUCGCUGUCAAAGAUGAAGGGAAAUCUGUAGUUGCUUCCACGUGUGCAGCCUUUUGUACAGCAGCUUUCCCCCACUCGGCUGGGAUAGACACUGGGACGAGGCCUUUUAGCAGGCAGACAGGUGCAUUAGCAACCCAGGCUUAGUGGUGAGGACAAAGGAGAGGGAAGUUUGUGCGCGGGAGGAAAUUCAUCCCCGGUAUGGCAGUCCGGUGGGGGAAGGCUCGGCAUCGGGGCUGGGGAAACGCCCCUAGGUGCAGGCGGAGCGGGAACAGGUCUCAGCCUCAGCCGAGCCCUUCGGGCCCUUCCAUGAGCCGCUCCGGUUGCCUCUGGGCUGCGGCCUCGGCCGGCUUCUCCCCGGCCGCUCCGGGAGACCGCUCUGCCCGCAGCUCCCGGGGCGGCGGCGGCGGAGGAGGCGGAGGACACCGCCGGUGAUGGACGCGUCCCCGAGAUAGCCGCCGCCAUGAGCCAGCCGCCUGCAGGGGGCGGCGCCGCCGAGCCGCGCCUGCAUCCCGAGGGCAGCAGCGGCAGGAAGCAGCCGCGGGCAUCCUCGCCGGCCCGGGCCCGCGACGCCGCCCCGCGCCCGCCGCCCAACGCCGCCAAAGCCGCGCCCGCCGCCGCCAAAGCCGCCUCGACGCGCCCGCCGCCCGGCCAGGCCCCCCGAGCCGCCCGCGGCCGCGCCGCCGAGAAGCCGGCGCGGGGAGCUGUCCAGCCCGGCGCCGGUGCUGAACCGCCGCCCGCCGCCGCCGCCGGGAGAGGAGGAGCCGCCGCCGCCGAGGAGCCGCUGCCGCCGCCGGGCGCCGCCGAGGAGGCGCCCCCUGCAGGGGGCGGCGGGGGCGAGCGGGAGGGGGCGGCGGCGCCGCCGCCCAGGCAGUGGCGGGGGAAAUCGGGGCGGUCCCCGCUGAAGGGCGCGGGGGAGGCGGCCCCGGCGCCUCCAUCUUCCUCGGGCGCGGGGAAGGGCCGCGGUGCGGCGGCGGGCGGCGGCGGGUACUGGAAGGAGGGAUGCCUGCAAAGUGAGCUCAUCCAGUUCCAUCUCAGGAAAGGGCUGGCGGCGGCCGCCCAGAUGCAAACCAAGGGCAGCAACCACAGCAGCAGCAGCGGUAGCGUUGCCUCCGCCGCCUCCGCGGCCGCCGCCCCGGCCGAGCCUCCCCCGGCCGCCUCCGCCUCCUCGCCCGCUGCCAUGGCGGCGGCCGGGGCGGAGGGGCUGCGGCAGGGCGAGGCGGAAGGCGACGGCAGGAGCUGCGGCCCCGAAGUCGCCCUGAGCCCCCACCUGCAGGAGGAGAUGCAGGAAGAGAUGGAGAAACUGCGGGAGGAGAACGAGAGCCUCAAGAACGAAAUAGAUGAGCUGAGGACAGAGAUGGACGAGAUGAGGGACAGUUUCUUUGAGGAGGAUGCUUGUCAGCUUCAAGAGAUGCGCCAUGAACUGGAGCGAGCCAACAAGAACUGCCGGAUCCUUCAGUACCGGCUGCGCAAGGCUGAGCGCAAGAGGCUCCGCUACGCCCAGACUGGCGAGAUCGACAACGAGCUCAUACGCAGCAUGGAGCAGGACCUCAAGGUUGCAAAAGAUGUGUCGGUGAGACUUCACCACGAGUUAGAAAAUGUGGAAGAAAAACGUACUAUAACAGAAGAUGAAAAUGAAAAAUUAAGACAGCAGCUUAUAGAAGUUGAAAUUGCCAAACAAGCACUACAGAAUGAACUGGAAAAAAUGAAGGAGCAAUCACUGAAAAGGAGAGGAAGCAAAGACCUGCCAAAAUCAGAAAAAAAGUCACAGCAGACACCAACAGAGGACGACAAUGAAGACCUGAAAUGCCAGCUACAGUUUGUCAAAGAAGAAGCAGCCUUGAUGCGGAAGAAAAUGGCUAAAAUUGAUAAAGAGAAAGACAGAUUUGAACAUGAGCUGCAAAAAUACAGAUCAUUUUAUGGGGAUUUGGACAGUCCCUUGCCAAAAGGUGAAGCAGGUGGGCCACCUACCACAAGAGAAGCUGAACUCAAGCUUCGAUUGAGGCUUGUGGAGGAGGAAGCUAACAUUCUUGGGAGGAAAAUAGUGGAACUAGAAGUAGAAAAUAGAGGACUGAAAGCAGAGCUUGAUGAUUUAAGAGGAGAUGAUUUCUCAGGGACCACUAACCCACUCCUGGGAGAGCAGAAUGAAUCCCUGUCAGAAUUACGACAGCAUUUGCAGCUAGUAGAAGAUGAAACAGAAUUGCUGAGGAGAAAUGUAGCUGAUUUAGAAGAACAAAACAAACGCAUAACAGCUGAGCUGAACAAAUACAAGUACAAGUCUGGGGCCCAUGAGAGCUCUAGGCACCACGACAAUGCCAAGACAGAAGCGUUACAGGAGGAGCUAAAAGCUGCGCGAAUGCAGAUCAACGAGCUGAGCGGCAAAGUCAUGCAGCUCCAGUAUGAGAACAGAGUCCUAAUGUCCAACAUGCAGCGCUACGACUUGGCCUCUCAUCUGGGGAUCCGUGGCAGCCCUAGAGACAGCGAUGCGGAAAGCGAUGCGGGAAAAAAGGAGAGCGAUGAUGAUUCCCGCCCCCCUCACCGCAAAAGGGAAGGUCCCAUCGGUGGGGAAAGCGACUCCGAAGAGGUGCGCAACAUUCGGUGCCUGACACCCACGAGGUCUUUUUAUCCAACGCCGUCGGGGUGGCAGAAAAGCUUCACUGACAGGCAGCAGAUGAAGGACAUUCGCUCUGAAGCCGAGCGGCUGGGCAAGACAAUAGACCGCCUAAUUUCCGACACGAGCACCAUCAUCACAGAGGCAAGAAUUUAUGUGGCUAACGGAGACCUCUUUGGACUGAUGGACGAGGAAGACGAUGGCAGCAGAAUACGUGAGCACGAGCUCCUGUACCGGAUCAAUGCCCAGAUGAAGGCCUUCAGGAAAGAGCUCCAGGCUUUCAUUGACAGACUCGAAGUUCCGAAGUCUUCGGACGAUCGAAGUGCAGAUGAACCUUUGUCAGUGAGUCAGAUGUUCCAGCCUAUCAUUUUACUUAUUCUCAUCCUUGUAUUAUUUUCAUCCCUUUCAUACACAACAAUAUUUAAACUUGUCUUCCUUUUUACACUGUUUUUUGUACUGUAAGUCAUUCAUCAUUUACUGUUCAUUGUAGCGUUAUUUUCAGUUUGUUUAUUUUGUCCACCCUCCAAGAUAAGAAGUGCAAGAGACAUAGUUUCUGUAAUAGCCACUGCUGUAAAAACACUGAAGACUACUUGUUUGCCAAAACCAAAGCCAAACCAAAAGAACUGCAAAAAAACAUACCAAAAAGUCACCCAGUUGAAUAGGAAACCUGCUCACUGUGGUAUUCCAGAUCAAGAUUCACAGAACAGGAUCCCUGC